Messenger RNA from Branchiostoma floridae (Florida lancelet), 1740 nucleotides. Its product is annotated as galactokinase-like. Gene Ontology annotation, molecular function: galactokinase activity; ATP binding. Gene Ontology annotation, biological process: carbohydrate phosphorylation; galactose metabolic process. The record is from RefSeq and is a predicted model, not a curated record. The coding region runs from base 496 to 1677 and encodes 393 amino acids. The transcript has 8 exons. Gene Ontology annotation, cellular component: cytoplasm; cytosol. Lineage: Eukaryota; Metazoa; Chordata; Leptocardii; Amphioxiformes; Branchiostomatidae.
UGUAUAAAGCAUGGUGUGGGCUCAGCUGAGGACAGGGGUCAAGGACAUUCACCUUUAAUUUAUGUAACCAUCGAUAAUGUAACCUCGCAGGUCCAAUUAUCGUCCUUUGUGGCGUUAUAUAAAGCUCAAUAGAACAUAUAGAAUUGAAAAGAUUCGAGUUACCUUUGCCAUGGGCACACACAACAGUAGGGCCUGUCAGGGGUUCGAACCCAGAACCUCUAACCAAAGACCAUACCACGUAACGUUAUUCCGUAACAUUCGUAUAUUCCGUGGAAGUCGAUCGUAUUCUAUGUAAUUUCGUAAAAUUAGUAUGUGUUGGAGGCCAAACUUGGACCGUAGAAUUUGUAUGAAUACUUUGGCACUGCAGGGAACUAGACCCUACAUCUGCUUGCAGUUCACAUAAUGAAUGUUCGAAUCUCCCGCCCUUAGAAACGAUCCCAUGUUGCACUGCGCGCAGACCGCGCCCCUUUUCUGCGAUCAGCUGUUUUCAGCAACAUGGUGACCAGAGUCGAGUCCGCGGGCGAACUGGUGGCCAGAGCUGUGUCCACGUUCACUGACCGCUUCGGAGAGAAGCCCACAACUGCAGUAUGUGGCCCCGGAAGAGUCAAUCUGAUAGGAGAGCACACGGACUACAACGAGGGCUUCGUGUUUCCUAUGGCCCUCCCCAUGGUGACCGUUGUUGUUGGGAGGAAGACAGACACAGGUGUGUGCCGUGUGGUGACCACAGCUGAGAGUGCUGAUGACCCCAAACAGGUGGAGUUCCCAGUACCCAGCACUGCCAACCCGCUCCAGCCGGGAAAACCUGCAUGGGCAAACUAUGUCAAGGGAGUUGUGGCUAAUUUCAAAGGUGAGGUUUGUUCCUUUGACGCUGUGUUGGCGUCCUCGGUUCCCCUGGGUGGGGGUCUGUCCAGCUCUGCCUCCCUGGAGGUGGCAACCUACACAUUCCUGGAACAGCUCAACCCACAGGACCCCCCUGUGAGUCUGAAGGAGAAGGCCCUGGCCUGUCAGAAGGCUGAACAUGAGUUCCCAGGCAUGCCCUGUGGAAUCAUGGACCAGUUCAUUUCUGUCAUGGGGAAGGAGGGACAUGCUCUACUACUGGACUGUAGGUCAAUGGAUGCUCAGCUGGUUCCCCUGGACAAUCCGGAUGUUGUUGUCAUGGUAACCAACUCCAACGUGCGGCACGAGCUGACGGGUAGUGAGUACCCCACCAGGAGGAGACAGUGUGAGGAGGCCGCCAAAAUCCUGGGGAAAAACAGUCUGCGAGAAGCUACCAUGGAUGACUUGGAAGCUCACAAGGACAAGUUUGAGCCUGAGGUGUUGUGUCGUGCUCGCCAUGUCAUCGGGGAGAUCCGCCGCACAACAGAGGCUGCCGACGCCCUCCGAGCUCGAGAUUACGCCAAGUUUGGGAAACUGAUGGUGGAAAGUCACAACUCCCUUAGAGAUGACUAUGAGGUGAGCUGUGCAGAGUUGGACACCCUGGUAUCUGCUGCUAUGGAGUGUACGGGUGUGUACGGGUCCAGGAUGACUGGGGGAGGGUUUGGUGGCUGUACUGUCACCCUGCUGUCAGCUACCGCUGUCCAGGACACCAUCAGUCACAUCAAGAAAAAGUACACAGGAGAGCCCACCUUCUACAUCACUACUCCAGCAGCUGGGGCCAGUGUGCUGCAGAUCCCAUAGAACACUCAGUCUGGCUAGCUACAAACUGUAACAGCAAACAACCCAUUUGUUUAUUGAAGUCCC